GGGGAGCGGAGCCAGAGCCGGGCUGCCUGCCACCCGACUGCACGUUUUUGAGCUGUGGAGGAGUGCACCACCAGUCACUGACAAAGGAUGGGAGGAUGCGACUGCCCUGGGAUGCCGGCUGCGCGCAGCCUGCCGGCCGCCUGAGCUACUUCACCCUCCCCGGUGAGUGAUGGCAAAGACCAUUUGAUCAACCGCGGGCAGAGUCCACACUCUCUUUGGCUUGUGGUCCUGGGAGGUUUGUCCCUGCCCCAGAGCUCAAGACCUGGCACAACACUAUCUUGGAGCGCAGGCAGCAGGUGCCUUUGCCCAGGUGGGUUCUGCGAGGGAGGUCCUGCUCCCCUGUUGAGAUGGGUACCCAAGAUUCUAGAGCCAGACUCUCCCGCUAGGCUUCCCCAGCCCGGAGCUGCAGGGGUAGUUCCCUUAGUAGACCCUUGGUGGAUUACAAGUAAGCACUGUUUACACCCGCGGCCGCACCCCUCUGAAAGCAAUUCCUGUCAGUGACUUCCCAGGCUCAAAUGCUCAUAGGGUGGGCUUGAGAGAGAAAGCCAGUACCGGUUACUCAGGGAAGGGCGCGCACCAAGAAAGAAUCAGUGCAGCCUUUGUCUUGGGUUUAACGUGGAUGCGCUCAAAUCUGAAUCAGACUCUCUGCAACUGUUGGGUUCAGUCCUGGUUCUCUGCCCCAGCCCGACUGGAUGAGAGGUGCCACUGUGUUCCUGCAGCAGGGGAAGUGGAGAGCUGGGACUUUGGACACAGGAAGGGUCCAGCGCUCAAGGGAAAUGUGCCCAGAAAGAGUUCUGAGAGCUUCUCCUCUUCUCUCCUACUGUGACUAAACAUGACACUGCCAUAAUUUAUCCAAGUUUGGCAAAGCAAGGAUAUGAACAGUUCUGCAGGUGGGCUUCUCAGGGCGAGCGAAGCCAUAAGGCAUCCAAUCAGGGUCUGGCCACCUGCAGCCUUGCCAAUAUGCCCCUCCACCAGAUUUCUGUAAUCCCAGCCCGGGAGACUGCCAGCAAUGGGAGAAGUUCAAUGGGCAGAAACAAAGAGAAGAACAAGGAAGUCGAGAAUGAAAAGUCCCCAGGGCGCUCUGCAAGUCGAUCAAGUAACAUAUCAAAAGCAAGCAGUCCAACCACAGGGACAGCUCCCAGGAGCCAGUCAAGGUUGUCUGUCUGUCCAUCUACUCAGGACAUCUGCAGAUCUUCCAUCUUGCAUGACAUGUCAGAAGAAUCAUUUGAGCACUGCACCCCUGUCAUGGUGCUGAGCCAUGCUAGAAAGGAAUCUGGUGAUAAACCAGUAAAACAGAAGCCUAGGAGGAGGAGAAGGGUCUCUCAGAGAUAUGAGCAUUCAGAAGAGCAAGCCAAGGCGAGAAGAAAGGACUUUCACCUCCAGAUCUCAAGUCCCGGCUGGAGAGAACUUAAUAUGGAGUCAUCAGAUUCAUCCUCCACAGAUGAGACUCACUGGGUUCAGGCAAAAAGACGAGCUCAGGUGAAAUUCAGACUGUCUCGAAGAAGGAGAAAUAAGAAUAAACCAUGUGGAAGCUUGGCUGGGUCCUCCACUCCAGACAGACUUGAACUUGUUGAGCUGGGAUCCAAAGAUGAAAAGCACCCAGAGCUGAUGGAAUGUGGGAGCCAUUCUUUAGACAUUUGUAGAGGAAAAGUCCUAAGGUACCAAGGAUGCAGUUCUCUCCCACCACCAGGGUCCUUGGAGGCGAAGAGACCCCCAGGGAGCCAUUCAGGGAGUAAAGGCAGAUACUGCCACAGAGAAUCUCACUUGCAUACACUUAGGGAAAAAGAACCAAUUACUAAAAGAUUGUCGGAAACUGAUUCGAAUACUGAAAUCCUGGCAGCUACAGAAGGGGGCGAGUGUAUGGAUGACUCAGGGCUCCAGGUGAAUACCUCUGCUCGGAAGCCUCCCGAUGCCUAUGAUGAUGAGUCUGAUGCUUUCGAAGUGUGCAGGAUCUGUCACUGCGAAGGGGACGAAGAGAGCCCACUCAUCACACCCUGUCGCUGCACAGGCACCCUGCGCUUUGUUCACCAGUCCUGUCUCCACCAGUGGAUCAAGAGCUCAGACACACGGUGCUGUGAGCUCUGCAAAUACGACUUCAUAAUGGAGACCAAGCUCAAGCCCCUUCGGAAGUGGGAGAAACUCCAGAUGACCACAAGCGAAAGAAGGAAAAUAUUCUGCUCUGUCACGUUCCAUGUCAUCGCGGUCACCUGUGUGGUGUGGUCUCUGUACGUGCUGAUCGAUCGGACAGCGGAGGAAAUCAAGCAAGGUAACGACAAUGGUGUGCUGGAAUGGCCAUUUUGGACAAAACUGGUUGUGGUGGCCAUUGGCUUCACAGGAGGUCUCGUCUUCAUGUAUGUACAGUGUAAAGUCUAUGUUCAACUGUGGCGUAGGCUGAAGGCCUACAACCGUGUGAUCUUUGUGCAGAAUUGCCCAGACACUGCCAACAAACUGGAGAAGAACUUUUCAUGUAAUGUGAACAUGGAAAUCAAAGAUGCUGUGGUUGUCCCUGUGCCACAGACGGGUUCAAAUCCACUGCCACCUGCAGAGGGUGCCCCGCCUGAAGUUAUACCGGUCUGAAGGAACUGGAGGGGAACUUCACCGAAGGAUCUUUGCAGCCCCAGCCACUACGAACAGAAAUGUUUCUGCUCUGGUGGCUUCCUUGUUUUCUCCGUUCCCCUACUGACUUGUUUGUCCUGACUUGGAGCAAAAAAGGAAACGAGGAGAAAAUAUCAAGUGACCAGGAUCGCAAGAAGCAGAGCCUGCAGUGGUGUCUUAGGGAGUGAGUUCAAAUGCUUCCAGUGAGGAAAGACUGGGCAGACAUGAGAUCCUCUUUCAAGUAGUGCAGAGGGAAUCCUAGAACAGACUUCACAUGCAGUGCAUGCAUCUUUGGAGGGUUCUGUACCGUUAGCCUUCUCCACUGGAAAUGGCACACAUCUGGUGUAAAGGCCCAAACCAAGUCACACCAGAGGCAAACUUGGAGGACCUGAGGUUUUUUUUUUUUUUUAACAUGUUGACAGCUGAUUUUUCUGGCUAUUGUGAAGUCUGGUUAUUUUGACAGAUGCAUGUUUUUAAAUGGAUGCAAUACACAUUUGAAGAUAGAAUGUUUGGAAUUUUGUUUAAAUUUAAAUCAUGAAGAAAAGAUUUUCAGAGCAUUGUGGUGUUUAGCUAGCAGUUUUUAUUGCAAGCAACUAUCAUGCCGUGUUUCACCUGGUCCCUUUUACACAGCGCUCAACGAUAGACACAUCACCUGAGUUGCAAAUGCAGAUGUAAAAUUUAAAUCUCCUAGUGUGCCCCAUUAGGAAAAGUAAAAAUAGGUCAAUUGAUUUUUAUAAUUUAUUCAACAUUACAUGUGCAAGUUAUUUCAUGUCAUCAAUGAAAAGUUAUUAAAAUGGCUGUCAUCAUUUUCUUGGACCAAGUCUUCAAAAUCCAGCAUGUGUUUGUGACACACUUCUACCUGAACGCAGUGUGUUGGAUAGGAUCUAAUAAGGACACUGGACAGCAGAGGCCUCUCAUUAAAAGCUACACCUGUCUCAUUUAACAGUUGGAUAUUUCAGAACAGCAGUUCAGUGCGCUAUUUUGUUCUGCUGUUUCAUUUAAAAGUUGACUUACAAAGCACCAAAUUAAGUAUCCCAGCUUGAAUUCAAUGAAGGCACCACUUUUCAAGGAGUGAAAAAAACAGAAGUAUAGGGAGUCAGUACGAUCUGUAGCAAUGUUAUGAAAUUAACUUCCCAUGUAAUACAUAUAAAAUAGUCAUGACAGGGCAAUAAAAAUUAUAAAUUUUGCUUUUAAAUCCACAUAAAUCCACAUGGAGUUUCAGUGUAACAGGCGAGCAUCUUAACAAAGGCUCUCCACUAUGUUCACAGCUGACAGUGUUCCCUUGCUCAGCUCAGAAGUAAGACUACUCCAGAGUCUAUGGUGAUGAGUUGGUUGUCGGGUCAACAGUUGAGCACUGUGUUCAUAUACAGUCACACAAACUGCUAUGACACUGUGGUGGACUGGGUAAAUAACCACAUACAGUUACCCAACAAGGAAAGAGACCACAGUUUUCAAAAGACUUUUUGGUUAGCUGUCAUUAUUUAUUGUCCUGAAAAGGCAGAGAUGGCCAUAAAAACCAAAGCAUGGGCAUCAUGUUGCACAAAUCUGGGUACCACAUCCACGCACUUUGUAAUUAUCAGUGUGUUUGUUCUUCACGGAUUAUCAAAGGAAAAGGAAAAAAAAAAGGGAAGGAUCUUUCAAUGAGAAGAGAGUAUGCUAUUUGUAGUGAUUGACAUUGGGUCCAAAUAGUCCCACCCUUAGAAAUAACGACAUAGUAAACAAUGUCAAGUGUGAGUGUGUGUGUGUGUGUGUGUGUGUGUGUGUGUGUGUGUGUGUGUGAUGUAUAUUCAUGUAUAUAUACAAGAGAAAUGUUAAAAGUAUUCAGUCAGGAAACAAAAGCUUAAAAACUCUUCUUUCUUAAAACUUGUGGGAGGGCUAAGGAUUAAAUAUGCAGGGACAAUACGAAGGGCAUAAUUAAACUGGAGCAGACCUCCAGAACAAAUAAGGAUUGGAAUACAUUAAAAAUUAAAAAGACCCGAACCUUAAACUUGGUAUUCAAGUUUUUGAAUAGUUUCCAUUUUAAAAAUGUAAGAUGAAUAUGAACAAAGGAUGGAUGUGGUGAUUGUAACUCCACCCAAGGGGUUAGCCAUCCUUCAGUUUUUCUGAGUAUUUCCCAUAGCUCUUACUAAUGCAUUUUGGUAGGUACACAAUUGUAAUCCCAGCAUUUGGGAGGCUUAGGUUAUCCUCUGCUACACAGUGAGUCCCAAAUAGAGACCAGUGUAGGCUACAUGAGACCUUUUUCCAAAAACAAAACUACCAAGGUUUAAAACUAAAUUAAUAAAGCCAGUAUUGAAACCGUCUUUGUGCACCCAUGUAAUAAUGGAGUUUUCACUUACUAGCACAAUGAAAAGGUUUGGCUUUGGUGAGCAGACUUACAGCUCAGAGAAAAACUGCUUUACAGGAUGGCAUUAUCUUGAGGCUUCGCUACCUGCUCCCACGCAAAUUAAGUGAAACUGAAAUAAAGCAUUCAAUUGUUGAGUUUACAGAUUGUUGAAACUGCUGACACCGCUUUUUAUAAACACAAAGUGAAGCUGGGCUAUUAGAAAUGGCAUAAACCCGACAUUGAAAAUGCUUUCUAUCGAGACUUGACAUUUCCAUUAGGUAUUACUAAAUAUUCAAUCGAAAAGGAAUGAAAUUAAAACAUUUAAAAGUGAAGCCCGGGGUUGGGAGAGACGACUCAGUGAUUGGACACUUUCUACUCUCAUAGAUGGUCCUGGUUUAGUUCCUUGCACCCACAUGACAAUUCACAACCACCUGUAUCUCCAGUUCCAGGAUGCCCAACACCUUCUUCUGGCCCCUGGAGGUCCCCACACAUAUAUAUGGACAGAUACACAUGUUAAAAAAAUAAAUCUUUAAAAAGUUAAGCCCCCCCAUUCAGGUUAACUUUAAUAUAAGACAAUAACAAAACCCUAUAGAAAUAAAGAAAAACAUAAAGAGUCCCAAUAACUCAGAACAAUGUAAUGCAGACAUUGAGUUCUUCUCAGAAUGUCCCCAGGAUCAAAACCUCACCCAGAGCUGCUGCUUUAGGCAACAGUAUCCCACAGAACCCUCAAACUUAUUUUUCUCUUUUGAAAAGAGCCUUGGGUACCCUUCGAACAUUUACACUUCUGCUGAAAAGUGAGGUCAUUAACACAGUGACAUCAUUAUGAGAAAUCACAAUGGGGGGUGAAAUAGAAAGAUCAUUUGUUCCAACUGUCAGAUAUAAUUUAUCUUGCCUUGCCAAUGAAUACUUUGGGGGCAAAUACUAAGGGGAGAACCUAAAACUUCCUGUUGUAAUGGUUAUAAAAUGGCGUCCUUCCUUGAGCUCAAUGGUGCUAUUUUACAGGAUACAAACGAAAGGAAGCUCUGUCGUUUGGGGCAGCAGCGCUUCUCCCACACCUGAAGAAAGCCCAUGCUGAAAUGGGAGAGAACAUUCAAAGGAGAAAAUGUUAAACUGUGUGCAAUUUUUGAGAUUGGGCAUUUGUACUUUUUCAGUUUUACCUAAUUGUCUUUCAUUAACAAUUUGCUGUUUGUGAGUAAUGUGUGCUUAAGACAAACUAAGGAAACUAACUAUCUGUGAAAGACUUUGUAUAUUAAACAAAUGCUCCAAA
Molecule: messenger RNA, 6185 nt
Organism: Mesocricetus auratus (golden hamster)
Lineage: Eukaryota; Metazoa; Chordata; Mammalia; Rodentia; Cricetidae
Gene: Marchf1
Product: membrane associated ring-CH-type finger 1
Exons: 9
Coding region: 961-2577 (538 amino acids)
Biological process (GO): immune response; antigen processing and presentation of peptide antigen via MHC class II; protein polyubiquitination
Cellular component (GO): cytoplasm; late endosome membrane; lysosome
Molecular function (GO): ubiquitin protein ligase activity; MHC protein binding; zinc ion binding
Source: RefSeq, a predicted model, not a curated record